Molecule: messenger RNA, 1656 nt
Organism: Sorex araneus (European shrew)
Lineage: Eukaryota; Metazoa; Chordata; Mammalia; Eulipotyphla; Soricidae
Gene: CCDC163
Product: CCDC163 homolog
Exons: 10
Coding region: 438-1481 (347 amino acids)
Source: RefSeq, a predicted model, not a curated record
GGGAAACGGAGUCCGGCGGCCCGCAGCGCCGGUUUGGCUCCGCGAGGGGUAAACUCAGUUUCCCAGAUGGCGCUGCGGGAACCGGGGGAAGUGCCACUGUCCCGGAGGGUUUGAACCGGACGGCGGCAGUAGCGGUUGGGACUGGUUUGGUGUGAUGACACCCGUGUCCGGCGCUUGGGGAGUCCUCGAUCAGGAUCCGGCACCCCUCAACUCCCACUUGAUAUUUGCGAAUCCGGGUGUCCAGUCCCCUCCCCCCCGCUUCCCUAAGCGCGCUGCGCACCUCAUCCCAGAGUAGCUCUGGUUGAAACUGCUUCGCUUCUCCUCGUCUUUUUUGAACUGACGUGGUUGCCUCUUCCUGGGCUUGUGCUUCUGCUGUCUUAGGCUGCCCGAGCAAAGACACGAAAUACCGGGUAGUUUGAUCCCCGCCCCAGGCUAUAAUGAGUAGGGGCCUGAGCUGGUCUGAGCAGUUCGACGCGCUUCUCAGUGCUACUGACGGGAAUGUGGCCCGCAUUAAGCAGCGGCUGUACCCUCACGGGAUUUCCACCACAGCAGGAGACCUAUUAAGAACCUCGGUUUCCCCUCAUUACUUGUCUCACCCGGAGUCAGGAGUCCAAGCUCAACAGUCUCGGGCUCUGGAGACACCACUUGUCCCAGAAAAGCUGAGGUGGGCUAAUGCCCCUAAUGCAUCUUCUCUCUGGGAUGAAAUGACUGUUCUCAGAUCCCAGCUUCGAUCCCAGGAGCAGUCAACUGAGACACUGAGGUCAACCAUGCAGGACCUGUUGGGCGAGCAAGAGCAUCAGAAGUCCCAGAUCUGUUCCCUGGAAGCAUCAGUAAAGUUAUUGCAGGCGUCCCCAGCUGGGAGUGACCUUCUGGAACAGCGCCUGGAGGAGCUGAGAAAGGAACUGCAAGACCUUCGGAAUCAGAUGCGACCUCAAGAACACACAGGAACAGGAAAAUACUGUGCUUCCAGUAGCCGUUACCAAGAGCUGCAGAAUGAGCGACAGAUGCUGUGGGAGGAGUCAGAGGCCCUGAGGGAGGAACUGAAGUUGCUUCGAGACCAGCUGAGCCAGAAACAGGGACUAAUGCUGAAACAGAUGACUGAAGGGAGGCCAACUCAGACCCAAAGCUGGAAGAUUUUGGAGCAGUUGCAAAGUGGCCAAGAGGGCAGUGGUCAUACACUGGAGGAGACCAGGACAGCAGGCCAGGAUGACUGGCAGGAGGAUGAACUCAGGAGCUCAAGUCACGACCUCCAGAGUAAGCUCCCCCUGGCUGCCAGCUUUGCCAUGUCUCCUCCAUCUAACCCUGAAAUCAAUCUUCUAGGCAGUAACAGUAACUGGAAUCUUUUAAGGAAGUACGGUGGGGAUCUGCAGGGGAAUACCCUUUCUAACCUGGAGCUCAGCAGCUCACAGCUCCAGGUUCAGAGCCUUAAGCAGGAGGACCUUUCCCUUACGGGCUCCAAGAUGCUCCUGAGUGACCUGUAAAAAGAGAACCUGUAAGAAUAGUAAGAGGAAGUUUUUGCUCACUUUCCCCUCCAAGGAAGGAACUGUUCCUGACUCCCAGCCUGUUCCUGAUCAGCUGGUUUCUGCCCUUGCUAUAGAGGCUUGUUACUACCUGCCAAUCCCUGCCCAUCAACUUUAAUAAAAUGGUUCAAUCCGU